Molecule: messenger RNA, 333 nt
Organism: Protomyces lactucae-debilis
Lineage: Eukaryota; Fungi; Ascomycota; Taphrinomycetes; Taphrinales; Protomycetaceae
Product: 60s acidic ribosomal protein-domain-containing protein
Exons: 3
Coding region: 1-333 (110 amino acids)
Biological process (GO): cytoplasmic translational elongation; translation
Cellular component (GO): cytosolic large ribosomal subunit; ribosome
Molecular function (GO): structural constituent of ribosome
Source: RefSeq, a predicted model, not a curated record
AUGAAGGUUCUCGCUGCAUACUUGCUCCUCGUCCAGGGUGGAAACACUUCCCCCAAGGCUGCCGACAUCACAGCUCUCCUCGAGACUGUGGGCAUUGAGGCCGACGACUCUCGCAUCUCUGCCCUCCUUGCUGAGGUUGAGGGCAAGGACAUCAACGAGCUCAUCACUGAAGGUACCAGCAAGCUCGGCUCUGUGCCAUCCGGUGGUGCUUCGUCUGGCUCUGCCCCUGCAGCUUCUGCUGGUGGUGCCGCUGCCGCUGAGGCUCCUGCAGAGGAGAAGGCUGAAGAGAAGGAGGAGUCUGACGACGACAUGGGUUUCGGUCUCUUCGACUAA